CCACUUCCCUACGGCAUUCGCACCACAAGAAUCCACAAACAUAUACUAGCAGCGAGGGAGAAAGCAGAUCAACCAGCCAGCCAGGGAGGAAGAGGCCAAGAGGGGGAGUGUCAUGGCUUGCACUGUCGCUUCCAGGAGGGCCGUCCCGCUUGUCCGCGCGCUGGAGAAGCUCCUUGCCGCGUCGUCCGCGCCCGGGGCUGGCUCCACCCUCAGGCCGGUGGCAGUCGCCGGCGGUCUCCGCGGGUACAACACCGGCGCUCAGCUCCGACGUUACGAGGGGCGCGAGUCGGAAGACGAUAGCGUCCGCGAGUACGAGAGCCGGCGCGGCAGCCGGGACUACGCCGCGCCCAGCCUGUUCUCAGGUAAUGUUUUCCGUGAUCCGUUCAGUGCGCCGCAGAGCCUCGGCCGCCUGCUGAGCCUGAUGGACGACUUCGCGGUGGCGGCGCCAGGCCGUGCCGGUGCGGUGCGCCGUGGCUGGAACGCGAAGGAGGACGAAGAGGCGCUGCACCUGAGGGUGGACAUGCCGGGCCUGGGCAAGGAGCACGUCAAGGUGUGGGCGGAGCAGAACAGCCUGGUGAUCAAGGGCGAGGGCGAGAAGGAGUCCGGCGAGGACGAGGACGUCCCGCCUCCGAGGUACAGCGGUCGCAUCGAGCUCGCGCCAGAGGUUUACAAGAUGGACAAGAUCAAGGCGGAGAUGAAGAACGGCGUGCUCAAGGUGGUCGUGCCCAAGGUGAAGGAGGAGCAGCGCAAGGACGUCUUCCAAGUCAACGUCGAGUAGAUUUAUUUCCAACGGCAGAGGGGCACGUACUGUACCAAACUAGAGUUUCUCUCUUUUCUUCUUCUUCUGCUGGAUGAGUCAGAUUUCUCUUACAGCAUCUUGUGAAAUAAGCAACGUACUCGGGCGAUUUUGAUUUGCUUUCCAUGUCAA
This is a messenger RNA of Sorghum bicolor (sorghum), 928 nucleotides long. RefSeq names its product 24.1 kDa heat shock protein, mitochondrial. The transcript has 2 exons. The coding region runs from base 113 to 778 and encodes 221 amino acids. Lineage: Eukaryota; Viridiplantae; Streptophyta; Magnoliopsida; Poales; Poaceae. The record is from RefSeq and is a predicted model, not a curated record.